Molecule: messenger RNA, 2887 nt
Organism: Aspergillus wentii DTO 134E9
Lineage: Eukaryota; Fungi; Ascomycota; Eurotiomycetes; Eurotiales; Aspergillaceae
Exons: 3
Coding region: 416-2887 (823 amino acids)
Cellular component (GO): mitochondrion
Molecular function (GO): ATP binding; nucleic acid binding
Source: RefSeq, a predicted model, not a curated record
GUUUUUGUUUAAUCCACACAUUUCCUGCACUUCCCAGAUUUCAGUCAUAAACAUCAUUCACCAUGCUGUACUUUAUUUUACCUCUGUAUAGUCCAUCCAAAGUAUGUAUAAUGCCAUCCUGGAUUCCCGCCGUCAGAUCAGUGGAGGUCCGGACGCAAUUGAUUCAAGACACACAAUAAGAUCAUCUAUCUUCUCAGAUAACUGUCAAAGUAAAACGUUAUCAUUCAUUAUCAAGCAUUGUUGCACUCUUGUUUACAUAAUUCUAUCUUAAGUGGGCUUCAUACCCUACUGGCCAAUCAGAACAGCGAGAUAUCAUGCCACCGCCAAGAAAAAAAAGAAGAACUUGACAACUCCAGAUUCGAGAUCCAACCAGCCACUCCAUAUAGAUCUAUAUCAGAAAAACGAAACAGACAAAAUGUGUCAAGCGUGUGUUCCAGGUGUUUCAGUCGAUGGCUACGACUGCGACUCGGAUUUAGAUCUCGAGUCUGAUGACGGCUGUGCCUGUCCCCAUGACCAUAAGGAGCAUCACCACGAACAUGAGCAUGAAGAUGAACACAAUCACGAACAGAAAGAUAUAAACAAGGACAACUACUCUCAAGUAGUGACAUUCCCCUCUGAUCCCUUCUUCACCCGCCUCAUCAACGCCACACACCAAUACCAAGAUCAAAUCAUCAUCAACGACAGUGCCCAGGGGCUGCAACUCACCUACGCCCAAUUCCUGCAGGAUGUCCAGGCCCUCCGGUUGAAGAUCCAGAGUGCAGUUCCUGCAGAUGUGCUGGAUGCAAGUGGUGUCUUUAAAGAGGGUGUUGACGCCAAUGUCGGCGUGCUGGCAGAGAUCCAGUAUCCGUUUUUCGUGGCCAGUUUGGCCAUUCUUGCUAUGGGGGGUGUUAUUGUGCCUAUGGGACAUGAACCUGAGCCCGAACAAGCAGUCGCUGUUUUGAAUGAAUCUAAAUCGACAGUUCUGGUCUUCGAUCCCACCCAGACAGACCUGGCCACAGCAAUCAAAAAAGAGGAUGAAUCCAUCACCCAACUCCCUAUUGAAAUCAACCAGACUCAGAAGAAUCCAGAGAAACUCGGAUUUGCCACCGCCGACGACGUGGUCAUCGCCCCCGAGCGUCCGGCUCUUCUUCUGUUCACCGACAGCGACACACCUGCCGUGUUGACCCGCCAGACUUUCUACGAUCAGGCCACUGAGUCAAUUGCAAGUUUUCUGAACUAUAGCCUCGACCUCAUGUCAGGUCCUGGAAGCACCGAUGGCGCUCAGCCGUAUUCCUCCAUGGCUGGGAAGCUGGACUCCAACCUCCUCCGAGCCCUUGAAGUAAUGGGGUUCGACUCCAUGACGCCUGUCCAACAGCGUGUUUUGACCGAACUGCCCAACUGGCGCAGUGACUGCCUCGUCCAGGCCAAAACUGGCACGGGCAAAACUCUCGCUUUUCUGCUACCUGCGUUGCACUGUCUGCUCCAAGGCUAUUCGCCGCCAAGAGGUCAGGUCGGCGUCUUGAUCAUCACUCCCACAAGAGAACUCGCCCAGCAGAUCGCAAAGUCAUGCGAUCAACUAACAUCACAACUGGCGAAGCCUCUUGAGUGCCACAUCGCAGUUGGUGGAACGGCUCGGGCAUCUGCUUUUUCGCGCUUCAUCAAGGGAGCGCCAUCUGUUUUGGUGGCGACCCCGGGACGACUCAAGGACUAUCUCUCCGACCCCUCUGCGGCUGAGAAGCUGUCUAAUAUCCAAACUCUGGUUUUGGAUGAAGCCGACACUAUGCUCGAGACCGGAUUCAUCGCUGAUGUGAAGCAAAUUCUCCGACUUAUUCCACCAAAGAGCACCGGCUGGCAAGGAAUGUGCUUUUCCGCCACUGUUCCUCCCAAGGUCAAGGAUGUGGUCAAGGUUGUCUUGAAGCCAGGCUACAGUAGCCUUUCGACCAUUGAAGAGAACGAGGCACCAACGCACGAGAGAGUACCCCAGUACCACGUACUCAUGCCGGGGGUGGCAGACACAUUCACCACACUCGCCUCCCUUCUCAAACUGGAAAUCAAGAGCAGCUCGAAAAUCAUCGUCUUCGGCGUUACCGCAAACAUGGUUGCUCUCUUCGCAGGACUCUUUUCUCAAGGCUUGACUCCUUUGAGGGUGUUUGAGAUUCACUCCAGACUCAAUCAGAGCGCUCGCACCAAAACUACGGCCCAAUUCAAGGAGGCAGCUGCUGGAAUCCUGUUCGCCUCAGAUGUCAUUGGUCGUGGCAUGGAUUUCCCUAAUGUCGACUUGGUUAUCCAGGUCGGUUUGCCAUCCAACGGCGAGCAGUACGUCCAUCGUGUCGGUCGUACAGCCCGAGCUGGCAAUGACGGCCGCGCUAUCAUCCUUCUCACCGAAACCGAAUCUUUCUUUAUGAGAAACAACCGCCACCUACCCAUCAAACCCCAUCCGCAGACCGACGCAAUCAACGAGGGCGCCGCCUCAUGCGCCGAUGCCGUCACCCAGGCUAUGUACGCCAUCGAUGAAGAGAAAAAGCAACGCGCCUACUCGUCUUUCAUCGGUUUCUUCGCUGGGUCCGGUCUUCUGAGACAGCUGCGUCUCGAUAAGGCCGGUCUUGUUCAGCUCGCAAACGACAUGGCUAUGAAUGGCAUGGCGUGCCCUGAACCUCCACCGAUGGAGAAAAAAACCAUUGGCAAGAUGGGCUUGAAGGGCGUUCCUGGAUUCAACUAUGCGAGUGGAGGUGACUCUUUUCGGGGCAGUUCCUCGAGACCGCGCAAUAAUCCUCAGGGCAAGAUUCGUGAUGCGCUGAGCCCUGGGGCUGGCGGAGACCGAGGUGGAGUUGAGAAAAGACGUGGAGGAGGUCGUGGAGGUCGUGGGCGUGGGCGUGGAGGGCGUGGUGGAAAGCCGAGGGGAGCAUGA